AUGGUCUGUAGUAAUUGUAAUUCUUCAGAUAUGGCCACAGAUAGUGCACAGGGUGUAAUCUAUUGCACAAAUUGCGGGAUGGUACACGAAGAAAAUAUUAUUGUUAGUACUAUUAGUUUCUCCGAUAACGGUUUAAAAAGUACUUUAAAUGGUAAAGUUAUAAAUAUUGAUUCUAAACAAGUGGGAACACAGUACAUUGAUGCCAGUUUUUAUAUUAAAAAUACCAUUUCAAGUAUCUGUUCUAACAUGGGCCUAGGAUCUAAUUUUCUUGAUUGUUCUUACAGAUACUAUAGAUUACUAUUACCUUAUAAUCUCAGUAAAGGUAAAUCUAUUUUAUACACACUUAGUGCUUGUGUUUAUAUAGUUUGUAGGGAAGAAAAAACUCCUCAUUUAUUAAUUGAUUUUUCUAAUGCACUAAAUAUAGAUGUGUUUAAAAUAGGAAAGUCAUUUACAAAAAUAGUAGAAGUUUUAAAUCUUAAUAUUCCAAAUGUAGAUCCCACUUUAUAUAUCCAGAGAUAUAUUGUUAAAUUAAAUUUAAAAAAUCAAAAAAUACCCACACUCGCUCUACGGAUAAUGUCAAGGAUGAGUAGAGAUUGGAUUACCACUGGUAGACGUCCUAAUAAUAUUUGUGGCGCUGCUAUUUUGAUAGCCAGUCGUGUGUACAAUGAAGAACGAUCGUUAAGCGAGGUCGCAAAAGUGGUACAUGUGUCUGAGUUUAUUUUAAAAAAAAGAUUAUUAGAAAUACAAGACACCCAAACUGCAGAUUUAAGUGUAAAUCAAUUUAAUUCUGAGUGGCUUACAAGAGAAGAAGAUCCGCCUGUACUAAAAAAUAUAACUAAAAAAAAAAUAAGAAAAUUAAAAUAUAUUGACAAUGAAGAAAUUAUUAAUGAAGAUUCUACUGAUGAUUUGCUAACCGAAGAAGAAGUUAAUCAAAGAGAAAAAGUUUGGCUUGAGAUGUAUGGAGAAUUUAUGAAAGAAAAGGAAGAAAAAUUAAAGCACAUAAAGAAACCUAAAAGACGUCAUGUAAAAAAACAGUACAAUACGGUAUCAGACGUAGUUAAAUCUCUAAAUAAAAGAAUAUCUAGUAAAAUUAAUUACUCAAUUAUUGAAAAUUUAUUUGAAGAUUUGUAA
This is a messenger RNA of Vairimorpha ceranae, 1131 nucleotides long. Its product is annotated as transcription initiation factor iib. Gene Ontology annotation, cellular component: transcription factor TFIIIB complex; nucleus; transcription preinitiation complex. Lineage: Eukaryota; Fungi; Microsporidia; Nosematidae. The transcript has a single exon. The record is from RefSeq and is a predicted model, not a curated record. Gene Ontology annotation, molecular function: RNA polymerase III type 3 promoter sequence-specific DNA binding; TBP-class protein binding; RNA polymerase III general transcription initiation factor activity. Gene Ontology annotation, biological process: DNA-templated transcription initiation; transcription preinitiation complex assembly; transcription by RNA polymerase III. Bases 1 to 1131 code for a protein of 376 amino acids.